This is a messenger RNA of Hordeum vulgare subsp. vulgare (domesticated barley), 1044 nucleotides long. RefSeq names its product 26.2 kDa heat shock protein, mitochondrial-like. The transcript has 2 exons. The coding region runs from base 143 to 763 and encodes 206 amino acids. The record is from RefSeq and is a predicted model, not a curated record. NCBI's taxonomy places the organism in Eukaryota, Viridiplantae, Streptophyta, Magnoliopsida, Poales, Poaceae.
UUACAAAACCCCCUCCAUUUCGCACCCCGUCUCGCUCACCACAGGAAUCCAAAGUCAUCACAGCAGAGAGAGAGAGAGAGAGAGAAGAGAAAGAAGAGAGAGAAAGAGAAAAGGGAGAAGACAGAGAGAAGAGAGAGAGACCAUGGCUUCCGCCGUCGCUUGCAAGGGUGCCGCGCCGGCCAGCCUCCUCAAGUCCGGCGCUCCCGUGGCCUUCUGCCCCCACAACACCACCGCCGUCAUCGCCGACCGCCGCCCGUACAACACCCUGGUCAAGGAGGCCAUCCGCUACGACGACGACCACAGCGGCCGCGACCUCGUCAUCCCCAGCUUCAUCUCGCAGGACGUGCUCGACCCGCUCGGCGCGCCGACCAGCAUGGCCCGUCUGCUGUCUCUGAUGGAGGACGUCUCAACUCAGACCGGCCUGUCCUCCACUGCUGGGGCGUCGCGCCUCGGACGCUGGGUGGCCAAGGAGGACGACGGCGCGGUGUACCUCAAGGUGCCGAUGCCGGGGCUGACCAAGGAGCACGUCCAGGUGCGCGCGGACAAGAACAUCCUGGUGAUCAAGGGCGAGGGCGAGAAGCAGCCCUGGGACGGCGACGACGACUCCGCGGUGCCGAGGUACAACCACCGCAUCGAGAUCCCCGCUGACGCCUACAAGAUGGACAAGAUCAAGGCCGAGAUGAAGAAUGGCAUGCUCUGGGUCACCCUGCUCAAGCUGAAGGAGGAGGAGCGCAAGGACGUCUUCCACGUCAAGGUCGAGUAGUCCUAGUGGUGGUACUGCUCAUGGAGGAGAGUCUGAGAGACGCCUUGUUGAUGUGGUCAUGUUUUGGUGUCUUUCUUCCUUGUUUUGUUUCGUUGAGCGUCUUGGAUCGAGUUCGACUAGGUAGUGGUCUGGUGGUGAAGUCUGUCAUGAACUCUGUUAGUUUCCUCUAUGUUCGGCAUGUGAUGAACUUGCUUUGGUGGUGAAAUUGGUCAUGAAAUUCUGUUGAUUUCCUCAAGUUUGGCAUAUCAUGAACUGAUCUGGUGCUAAAAUUUGUCAUGAAA